Messenger RNA from Sebastes umbrosus (honeycomb rockfish), 3234 nucleotides. RefSeq lists its product as uncharacterized. The coding region runs from base 497 to 2059 and encodes 520 amino acids. NCBI's taxonomy places the organism in Eukaryota, Metazoa, Chordata, Actinopteri, Perciformes, Sebastidae. The transcript is spliced from 8 exons. Gene Ontology annotation, molecular function: zinc ion binding. The record is from RefSeq and is a predicted model, not a curated record.
UCGAACAAAAUGCCUCUUUUGUUGUCAAAUGCCGAAAACACCAGAUGAGAAACUAACCGGAACGUUUCCUCUGACUCUCCUAACAACAAACCGGGCAACAAACAGCAGAUCUAACGGGUCAGUUAACCAUUAACAUGUUAGCAGCAGCAGCACGACAGGUGCAGCCUCAUCGGUUAUUGUGAUAUAUACAGCCUGAAGGUAAAUCAGUGUUUCAGAUUCGUACAAAGGCAGAUUUUAUUAAAGCAACCUGACAUCUACAAAAGGUGAAGUUCUACAUCAGGAAACCUGCAGCCACCUUUCCCUCUCCCUGUCCACACCGUCCUGCCUCUCUAUCUCCGCUCCCAUUCACUUUUCUACCCACCUCCAUCUCUCUCCUACCUGAUUUCACCUUCCACCACCUUAUCUCCUCACUUCUAUCCAUCCUCAUCUUCAUCACCACCUUUUCAUCUACGACCAGCUCCACUUGCUCACCCUUCCUGACCUCACCAAUCCUGACAUGGCCUCGGCCCAGUCGGAGCAGUGCAGCGUCCUGCAAGAGGAGCUCACCUGCCCGGUGUGCCUGGACUUGUACCGCGAUCCCCACUUGCUUCCAUGCGGCCACAACUUCUGCAAGACCUGCCUGGACCGCCUAAAGCGGCAAGCGGAUCGAGGUCGCUUCCGCUGCCCGGAGUGCCGCGAGAGCCACCGGUGUGGCACCCACUUUCAGAAAAACUUCAAACUAGCCAAUAUUGCUGACGACUACCGUCACCGACGCAGAGCCACCACCGCCGCUUUAAAAUCCAGAGAAUUGGUUCCGUCUUCUCUGUCGGCGCAGCAAGCCAGGAGUCUGUUUGCCGUUCCGUGUGACUACUGUCCCUCAGUCGCCGCCGAGGCAUCAUGCGCCAGUGCUGUCAAGGACGGGUCUUCUGCUGGUUCUGUAUCUCAGGAAGCGGGUGGCAAGCAGGAAGCUGUUGCUGCUGCCGCCGUGUCGGUAUUUGCGGUAAAGACGUGCCUAAAGUGCGAGGUGUCGAUGUGCCAGGAGCACGUAAAGCCACAUCUGGAACUGCCGGCGUUCCGCGAGCAUCCACUGACGGAACCGAUGAACGACUUCUGGAAGAGGAAGUGCCCGGAUCACGAUGAGAUAUACAAAUAUUACUGCAUGGAUGACAAGAUAUGCGUGUGCAACGCCUGCACCAUAGAAGGAGGACACUCGGGACACACGAUCAAGACCCUGAAAAACACGAUGAAAGAUCUCAAGGGCACGCUGGAUAAGCAGCUGUACAGAGUCGAGAGGAAAUACAGCAUGGCAGAGAAAAAACUCCAGGAGCAGAAGGAGAAGGAGAGACAGAAUAAGAAGUUCAUGGACGACUCUGAGCAGUGCUUGAACAGGCUGGGUGAGGAGAUGAAGGCCAAAGUCCUCCGCUUCAUCACCAGGUUGCGAGAAUGCUCGCGCAGUCACUGCGACACCAACGGGCCGGCGAUUCAGAAGAACAUCUUUAGGAUCUGCCAGGACCAGGCCCGUCUCCAGGAGGUCCGCUGCGGCAUCGAAAGCCUCAUGCAGGAAAACGACCCCUUCCGCUUCAUCGAGGCAUACAAGACAACAGGAAAACAGUGCCGUAGGCAGCUAAGAAAAAACAUGUUCUACCCAGAAUAUGUCGACAUGGAGACGGAGGUUCUCGGAGUGAUGAUGGAAGAAGAAAUGAGGAAAUUCCUUGAUGUGGAACUACCGUGCCACAUUGUUGCUGCCAUUAAUUCCCUAUGUUCAUUCUCAUCAGGUCAUCUUUCAGAUCUCCAAGAGGAGGAGGAGGAGCAGGAGGAGAACGAGGAGGAGGCCGCGGAGGAGGACGACGACGACGACGACGACGACGACAGCAGCGUGGAGGAAAUGAGGAGCGAGGGGGAGGAGGAGGAAGACGAGGAGGAGGAGGAGGACGAGGACAACGAGGAAGGACGCACCCGGAGCGAGCUAGCCGACGAUCUUUACAGCCCGGGGGAGGACGAGGAGGAAGAGGGCGAGGAGGAGGACGACGAAGAGGACGAGGACGGAGAAGAGGAGGACGAGGAAGAGAGAGGAGUUUAACCGAGGACAGGAUUUGUAUACAUAUAUUUUUACACCUAUUAAAGCACUUUGGACAGAUGUUAAGGUGGUAGCAUCUGUUUCAGUGUUGCGCCCAUCUUCUCUUUGAAUGUCCGUGUACCGUUCAGGACUCGAGCAGCUACCACAUUUUGCCUCAAAACCCUCCUACAAUAUUCUGAGAUCACACACUGGAUGACAACAGCUGGAUUUAAAACUAACUGCACUGAGAAAUCUGCCAAUGUGAAUCUCAUGCUAAAACCUGUGUUGCAUACUGCUAAACAUAACUGCUAAACUUUGAACUAAGGUGCUUUAUAGUAGAAGACGUUUGCUGUAUACGUAAACACACGGAUGUGAAUGUAUAAUGACAGAAUGUGGCUGGAAGGACUCGAAACCGAAUUUGGCAAAAACCUCUGCAUGUCUGCGAUGCCAGAUUUUCUACCACUUUGCUAGACAUUUUACGAAAUAGGAGGAAUUUGCCUAAACAGAAUUGAUCUAAUUUGUUUUUAGCACUUUCACUUGUUCAACCUGAAUUUUUGAUAUAACAGGUGCUAGGCAGAGAGAGCUUCUGAAACAAUUUUCCUUACAUUUUUCGAAGCAAAGGUAAGAAAAGUCCUCGAGUUUCCCAGUUUUCCAUCACCAUAGAAAGCCUUUUGAUCCGUAUCCGUAAACAUAUUUGACCUGACCUGCAGAGCGAACGUGCAAGUCCUGCGUGAAUGGGUUGUUGUGAUUGUUUCAUUCGUGCUACAGUUAAACAUUGCAAGCCAAAGAGUGUGAAGAGGAUGUGUGUGUGUGUGUGUAUGUGUGCGCAUGAAUAAAAGUUAAAAGUUUUAUUGGCUUGGCAUGACAUUAGAAAAAGAAAUGCAAUGUGUCAGCAGUUACAUAGGCUAUAGGAUGAUGUUGCUUUUCAUAGUUGUGCUUUAAAAGCAGUUAAUGCAUUGUUUUAAGAAAAAAAAAAAAAAAAAAAAAGUUCCUAUGCACAGUUCAUACAUUAUUCUCAAAAUAUCAGUUUCAGGUGAUGAGGAAUUUUGCACUUUACUACAAACAAAAAAAAAUGCUAUGUUAGGCCUGAAAUAUUUGAAUGUUAAAAGCUGAUUUUUAUUUUGAUACGAGUGAUUCUGUGAGGGGCCAAACUGAAAUAAUGAAUUCAUAAUAAUAAUAAUAAAGCCUGUUGAAAUGUA